AUUCCCUCACGGAGAUCCCCAGUCGCACGUAGAACGUAAAGCGCAAACGUUACGUGUAAGUUACAUAUAUACACAUCGUAUAUCGUAUCGUAUUUGGCGCGCGUCCUUGCCUAUAAUCGUUUUGGUUCUACGAGCCGCAUGCGGAGGAAAAUCAGUGAACGCUUUUGGGAAAACAAAUGUUCGUCAGGGGUUCCGAUGAAUCCGUGACGGACACAUUGACAACUUGUUAAUCAACAAAACAAACUUUGGAUUUUUAAAGUAAUAUUGUCUGUGAUAUUAGUGAUAAUUAGAACGUUAAACUGGAGACCGGUUGUUUUUUUUUUGGUAUUCGAAUGUGUUUAACGAAGAUGCAACUGAGGAGCGCAUUGUGAUAUUGUUUGUUUCGUUUUAUUCAAGAUUAGUGUUAAGAUGGCUAGAGGCAGGAAAUUAAGAAAAAAACAAGUGAGAAGGUGUUACUGUGAAGGACACUGUCCAAAUGGCCAAAGCAAUGGGACGUGUGAGGUCAAACUUGGAGGCAUGUGCUUCACAGACGUGGAGGCUUACGUGGAGGAUGGUGAGGAGUAUCCCGUACGACAGUAUGGAUGUUUGCCGCCUGUCGAAGGAACUAUUAUGCAGUGCAAAGGAUACCUGGUACCUCACAAAAACGGCAAAAGUAUCCAGUGCUGUGACGACUCGGAUUUUUGCAACAAAAACUUGAAACCCAUGUAUUCUCUGAAGCCUACGACGGACGUACCGACCUUCGGAACUCCAGACAAUUUGCCAUACAUCGUUCUUCUCACAUCAGUGACGUUUUGCCUCAGUCUGUUCCUCCUGGCGAUAGCUUUUGUCUACAUCAAGUACCGAAAGAAGGAGGCCAACCUAUACGCUAAGGGAUACGCGUCUGAAAAGUACCCCAACAUGGAAAUCCACGGACCACUCACGAGCCUAAUCGAACAGAGCAGCGGAUCCGGAUCAGGACUUCCCAUUUUGGUCCAAAGAACAAUUUCUAAACAAAUCCAGAUGGUGAAACAAGUUGGGAAAGGCAGAUACGGCGAAGUGUGGCAAGCCAGAUGGAGAGGAGAGAAAGUAGCCGUGAAGAUAUUUCUCACUACAGAAGAACAGAGUUGGUUCAGGGAGACGGAGAUUUACCAAACAGUUUUAAUGAGGCAUGAAAACAUUUUGAGCUUCAUCGCAGCUGACAUCAAGGGCAGUGGCUGGACGCAAAUGCUUUUGAUUACAGAUUACCACGAGAAUGGGUCUCUAUAUGACUACCUGCAAGACCAUUGCUUGGAUCCUGGCUCUUUACUGAUUAUGGCAAAAAGUGUGGCAAGCGGUUUGUCACACUUACAUACAGAAAUCUUUAGUACGCGGGGCAAACCCGCCAUCGCACAUAGAGACAUCAAAAGCAAAAAUAUCUUGGUGAAAAGGAACGGAGAGUGUUGCAUAGCCGACUUUGGCCUGGCAGUGAAGUACCUGAGUGACACCAAUGAAAUCGACGUGCCUCCCAAUGUGAGGAGCGGAACGAGACGAUAUAUGGCUCCAGAAAUCCUGGACAAGUCGAUAAACUCUUUAGAGUUUGAGGCUCACAAGAAGUCUGACAUGUAUGCCCUCAGUCUUGUUUACUGGGAGAUGGCAAGGCGGUGUGUUACCGGUGACAAGCUGAAAUCGGCGGAUGAGUACGCGGUGCCGUAUUAUGACUGCGUACCGAGCGAUCCCAGUUUUGAGGAUAUGUUGCAGGCAGUGUGCAUCAAGAAAAUCCGACCUCAGAUCCCGCAAAAGUGGGAAAAUGACGAGGUCCUGAAGACCUUGUCGAAGAUCAUGCAGGAGUGUUGGCACGGGAACCCCGACGUCCGAUUAACGUCGCUCAGAGUAAAAAAGACGUUGACGAAGUUGGACCCAGAUGUUAGUAUAAAAAUUGUGUAGUUAUUGUAUUUGUUAUGUUUGUGUGUUUGUAUAAUGUAAAGUUGUUGGGUAUGUGAUUAGGUGACGCCGGUAUUACUUUUUAUGUUAUUUAAUAGAAACAAAAUUGUUUAAAACUUUUUUGACACGUACCCAACAAGAAAAAUCAUCCUUGUAUAUAUUUAUAAAUAAGUAUAUUAUAAAGUGUAAAUAUUGAGAAACGAACAGGUAGCUUUAAAGUUAUGUAGUAAGUUGAAAGAUUUUGGUAUAAAAUGGUUUUUAUUGUAUUAGGCUAUAAUAUUUAUUGUUUUGUCAGGUAAUUUUUAGCAGCGAGUUUAAUUUUGCAUUCAGGCGAAGUGGACGUAUUCAAUUACGUUUUUAAACUGCAGAUAUAUCUUUAUAUAAAAUUAGUUUUUAUUCAUUAUUUUUGCAUUCAGAUAUAUUGAUGUUAAAAUCGUAGAUUAUCCUUUAUAUUUGUUACUUUAUUAAACUUUCAUUUUAAAAACAUCAUACUUUUUAACGAAAUAAAAUAACUUUUCUUUUCAGACGAUACAUAUUCGUAUAUGCAGCUUUUAGUGGCAAAAGAGAUAUCACUUGUUAAACAAGCACUUAUAACCCCGUUUUGCUCAAAAAAAUGUGCAAUUUUCAGUUGUAAUUGUUUACGUUUGGUAUUACAUUUUAAUUUUUAUAAAUAUGACGAGUGGUAAAAUUUGCAUUUAAAUUCCAUUUUUAUUCCCCCUUUGUAUAUAUUGACCGUGACGUAGAAGAGUUUUUAGAUUGAAUGCGCAGUAAUAUUGUUUUAUAUUGCAAGACUGAUAUUUGUAUGUUAUAGUUAACUGUAAUAUAAAAAUGUGUAAUAAAUUGUAAUAUAACCUAUAUAUAAUUA
This is a messenger RNA of Anthonomus grandis grandis, 2764 nucleotides long. It is a transcript of the gene tkv, whose product is annotated as bone morphogenetic protein receptor type-1B. NCBI's taxonomy places the organism in Eukaryota, Metazoa, Arthropoda, Insecta, Coleoptera, Curculionidae. The record is from RefSeq and is a predicted model, not a curated record. Gene Ontology annotation, cellular component: signaling receptor complex; plasma membrane. Gene Ontology annotation, molecular function: ATP binding; SMAD binding; transforming growth factor beta receptor activity, type I. Gene Ontology annotation, biological process: dorsal/ventral pattern formation; cellular response to growth factor stimulus; BMP signaling pathway. Bases 409 to 1902 code for a protein of 497 amino acids. The transcript is spliced from 3 exons.